Hemibagrus wyckioides is the source of this 5974-nucleotide messenger RNA. Its product is annotated as sex comb on midleg-like protein 2. The transcript is spliced from 15 exons. Gene Ontology annotation, biological process: regulation of DNA-templated transcription. Bases 233 to 2413 code for a protein of 726 amino acids. Gene Ontology annotation, molecular function: protein binding. The record is from RefSeq and is a predicted model, not a curated record. Lineage: Eukaryota; Metazoa; Chordata; Actinopteri; Siluriformes; Bagridae. Gene Ontology annotation, cellular component: nucleus.
GAGUAAUAGCGCUGUAGAGGCGGUUUCAGUGGAAAGUCCACAACGUAACGCUGCUCGGGCGCAUGCGCACGCGCACAGAGGUUAUCGAAAUAUGGCGGCUAGGUUUUGCGAAAAGUACUGAGAUCUGCUCGAAUUUCGACAAAUUCGCCCAGAUCCAGGAACCACAGUGUGUGUGUAUAUGUGUGUGUGUGUUGUGUAGCACUGUAGCAGUGUUGUGAAGCUGCAGAGGCCAAUGAACAGCAUGGGCAGGACAGCACUGAAAGAUCAGAAGGAGAGUAAGAAGGAGAAGGCAGGCAGGAGUACUCCUGUCAGCACAGGACCUGUACCAGUGAAAGCCCCAGAAUCAUUCUCAUGGGAAGAGUAUCUGAAGGAGACGUCUUCCAUACCAGCUCCUCCCAGCUGCUUCAGACAGUCUCGCAUCCCUCCAUCAAACGACUUCAAGGCUGGGAUGAAGCUGGAGGCUCGCGACCCUCGUAACUCCACCUCCGUCUGCAUCGCCACGGUGAUGGGCAUCACAGGAAUCAGGCUCCGCCUUCGCCUGGACGGCAGCGACAACACCAACGACUUCUGGAGGCUGGUCGACUCGUCGGAUAUUCAGCCGAUAGGAACGUGCGAGAAGAACGGAGACAUGCUGCAGCCCCCGCUGGGGUUCAGAAUGAACGCCUCGUCAUGGCCCAUGUUUUUAUUGAGGACGCUGAAUGGGGCAGAAAUGGCGCCGGCGUCUGCGUUCAAAAAGGAACCUCAGAGGCCCCCUCAAAAUACUUUCAAACCAGGCAUGAAGCUCGAAGCGGUAGACAAGAAGAACCCUUACCUCAUCUGCCCCGCCACCAUUGGCGAGGUGAGAGGUGAAGAGGUGUUUGUGAUGUUUGACGGAUGGAGAGGCGCGUUCGAUUACUGGUGCCGUUACGACUCCAGAGACAUCUUUCCUGUGGGCUGGUGUGCAGUGACCAAACACAGCCUUCAGCCGCCUGGGAACAGCAUCACUCUGCCCAAGCCGCUGUCUGCACCUUCCUCGUCCACUUCGUCCUCCUUUUCACCAUCACCAUCCAAGCAGACGCGGCGCUCCAUGCAGUCUUCAUACCGCUUGCCCACACCUCUGCCCCCGCUGCCCGUGAGGAAGGGUGUGAGGGGCCGGCGACCCAAAAGUGAGACCAUCGCCCUGCUCAAGGCUCUGGCUGCAUCAUCAGGCUCUCAGAGUCCAGGGGCUCAGAUGAGUAGCACAGCGCCCGAUUCAGCCCCACAACUCAUCCCCCGCCCCCACAAGAAGAGAGGACCCAAACCAGGCAGCAAGAGGAAACCCAAACUCCUGCAUAGCUCCUUGUCAGCCCCAGCAGGUUCAGACUCCAGACUGCCGUCUUCUCAGGUGUCCAGGGACGGCCUGUCUCCACUGAGCUCUCCAUCCUCUGUGAUGUCCACAGUGUGCGUGUACGUGAAUAAGCACGGGAACUGCGGCCCUCACCUGGACCGCAAGCAGGUGCAGCGGCUGCCGGAUCACUUCGGACCCGAGGCGGUGAACUUGGUGCUGCAGCAGACGGUGCAGGCGUGUUUGGACUGUGCCUAUCAGCCCAAAGUGCUGCUGGGAUGCCUGCAGAAUCAGCCAGACGGUGGAGAGGUGGUACGAGUGCGGACAGACGGAGGGACACGGAUGGUGAAGCUGCCGUCGGCGUCCAGCGCGGCAUUCGUUCUGCGUUUCCUGGAGAAAGUGUGUCGACACCUGCAGUGUGAUAACCUGUUCAGCAGCCAGCCGUUCAGCCCCUACAGCAGCUACGACAGGAGCAAGUCAGUGAAAGAGGAGAUGUCAGAAGCUCCAGCACUAAACAGAGGAGUAAAGCGAAUCUCUCGAGAUUCUCCGCCCUACUCCGCCCCUCUCUCCCCUAAGAUCCUCCACACGGAUGCACACCCUUCUGAAGCUGAGACUCUGCCACCAGAAGAAAACGGUUUAUUAAAAGAACAACGCUUCAUGGACUCCGCCUCCAACUCCAUGACACCCCGCCCACAGACGCUACGCAGCACCUCCGAAUACCAGUCCCAACCCAGCAGUCCAUUUUACCAUGGUAACGGCCCUCCCUUGCGCCGCCACGCCUCCAACCCCCCGACUCGUACCCACAGAAGGGUAGAAGCUGCCAGCUCCACUACGGGUCCAGAUGCAGCAGCAGCAGAGUGCGAGACUCCCAGAAUUCCCAGCGGCAGAAGCCCUUCUUCCUGGUCCAUAGAGGAAGUGAUGCAGUUCGUGCGAGACGCAGACCCAACGGCGUUGGCGCCGCAUGCUGAGCUGUUCAGGAAGCAUGAGAUUGACGGUAAAGCCCUGAUGCUUCUGCGGAGUGACAUGGUGAUGAAGUACAUGGGCCUGAAGCUCGGCCCCGCCCUCAAACUCUGCUACCACAUUGAAAGACUCAAACAGGGCAAGCAGUGAGGAUUAAACACACAAAUACCCAAACACAUGUACAUCCAAACACAAACAGGAACAGGAUUAAACACAGGCUUCUUGGUACAGUACAAUACUGGUUGGGUUUACAGUACUAGUAUUGGAUUAAGCUCAGCAGUAUGGAUUAGGUUUAAAAGACUGGAUGAAGCACAGCGUCGGACGAGAGCUAAACAAGACGGAGAGUCACUGACACGUGCCACUUUUCAUCCAACCCGAGCACCAAACAAAGCCACAAACAGACGAGAAGAAACGACGGACAGCAGGCUCACGUCGGGAGUGAACCCUGGGAUGGACACAGCAAGAGAUCUGGGCAGCAAUAAAACACACACUACCUGCCACUGAGUGAGAGAGAUAGAGAGAGAGCUCUGAGUGAUGCAGAAACUGACUCCAUAGAUCUACACAUAUUGUUAUUUUAUCAUGUACAGAUCUACUGGCGGUCCUCGUCUAACCCACAGAACCACAGAACAGUGUGAGUCUCUGCUACGACUGUAUCAUGCACAAGAAGCAUAGCUAAAAACUCAUAUAUCAUAUAUGUGCAUCUUCCUCUCUUUUUUUUUGUCCUGUUCCUGUCAAUGUUCCACGAUCUCACGUUUGUCCGUUUUCUUUUCUUCCUCAUCCGGUUCAAAUCCGUAAGAAAGCAGUCAUUCUUUUAAAAAAAUCCCCUCUUAAAAAAGACGUGGAUAUUUGCUUUGAUUACUGCAUCAGUCGGUGCAUGGAGAAUCACGCUUCUCCUCCCUACCUCCUGUCUGUGACACAGAGACAGUCCACUCCUGCAGAUUCACUGCUGUGAAAACCAAACAGCACUGCAGAUCCUUUCAUCUCUCUUCUUUUUUUUUUUUUUUGGACACAGUCACCAUGCUGUGUGCUUGUAUUUAUACUUUUCAGUGUCUAGCAUGGGGAAUCUGCUCAUAAAUCACCCCCCCCCCAUCUCUAACCUCUUCCUCAGCUUAAACCUCAAAUCCCAGUAUUCGUCGUAUAAUACAGAUGUAUUUUGAAGUAGAAAAAAAAAUCAGUUGUAGAUGAUUUGCUUGUUAAAAUAAAUUGUAUUUUAUUAAUAAUUGUAAGUCACAUUUCCGCCUGGGAAGGUGGAUAUAAAUACGAAUAUGAUGUUUCUGAUGUGAUUUUAAUCUCCCUUGCAGUUCAUUCAUGUCAGUCUGAUGCAUGAGGUUGACGUUUUGCUAUCAUUGAUAUCGAAGAAAGACGGAAGAGAAAUGGCAGAAGCUGUAAUUCCACUCUCCAGGUCUAUGAAGCGACUAUUUUAGCUUAAAGAUCUCAGCAUUAUAAGGAGAAAUGUGACAGGUUUGCUCACGUUCAUCUCUCUUAUUACAGAUUUGACUGAAAAUACUCCUUACUACAGAGUAGAGUAUUCAGGAGUAUUCCUUUUUUCUCUAGACAUAUAUAUAUAUAUAUAUAUAUAUAUAUAUAUAUAUAUAUAUAUAUAUAUAUAUAUAUAUAUAUAUAUAUAUAUAUAUAUAUAUAUAUAUAUAUAUAUAUGGUGUGUGUAUAUAUAUCCUAGCAGACUAGCCCACUAGCCCAUCAUUAUACAGGACUGUUUUACUCUUCUUGAGACCAAAAAAUUGAGCGUAAUCUUUCAGGAAAACGUGUGAACAUGAUGAGUGACAUCACUGUUUUUUUGUUGUUUUGGGUUUUUAAAAAAAAAAAAAAAAAAACAUUGAUCUAGAAACCAAACCAAACAAACCAGCAGAUCAAUUCUCACAGGCUUUCAGGAUAUUUUUGUGAAAGCAGCCUGAUGUAUUCAAAAAGAUAUAUUUAAAAAAUAUAUAUAUAUAUAUAUAUAUAUAUAUGUGUGUGUAUACACAUUAUAUAUAUAUAUAUAUAUAUAUAUAUAUAUAUAUAUACAUAUAUAUAUAUAAACACACACACACACUUUAACACAUAAAUGUAUGUGUGGCGGUCUGGGAAACCCCAUGCCACUGUGGAUGAUUUUUUGCUAAAUACUUACUUAUAACAUCUCAAAACAUACAUAUUCGUGGCAGAAACAAAACAAUAUUUUUAUUUACGGUUGCACAUGGUAUCUCCACUGUGUGCCACUCAGAAACCUUGCUUAGGUAUGUGUCAUUUUCCUGAGGUGCCAAUAUUUAUGGUUCAGCUGUAUAAUUUACUGUUAUUUUUACUUUGCUACAGGAGACACCUGAAAACAAGGUUUUUCUAGCUUUUUUUUUUUUUUAACUAGGACAAAAAAUAUAUAUAUAUUCAAUUCCCCAAAGGAAAAGUCAGUUUAGGGGAAUAAAUAGUUUUUGACUGCUUGAUAGAAUUUUUACUUUGCUCUUAUUUUAUAAUAUAUCAUUUUUUGUGACCCAAUAAAACACUCCGAUUGUUUAUGUUUAUGCUGCUAGCACAGUCGCUUCGUCCACUCACAUCCAUUAUGCUAAUUUUUAUGGUGAUUUUCUUUGUUUUCUUUCUCUGGUUAAAUUUCCUUGUCAAGAAAAGAAACAUGUUGCUAGAUAGAUAAAUAUAGCGUAGCCUAAUCUAUAAGCCUCAUUAAUAUAGUUUGUAAUUUCACACUGUCUGUAACAGGUCCACAAUUUUCAAUUUUUGUUGUAAUCAGAUUUUAACUUGUUAAGAUGUUACUUCUGCUUAUGAGGAAUAAGGGUUUUCCCAGGCUGCCUCACCACAAGAACCUCGAGGUUGCCGUUGUUUUCCAGUUAAAAUACUCCUCGCCAUUUGUUAUGUUGAAAUCUUCCUCCUUUCUAAACAUUUGCAUGAAUAUUUUUCUGUGUGUAUAUUCUUAUUACACUGACAGGAUCCUCUGCCUUUUAUUUGGAAUCGGUCUGUAUUUUAUUUAUUUAUUUUUUUUCACAUCCUGUCAUAAUCAAAUCCUCCAUCUACAAAGACCAUGUUUUAAAGGGACGUGUUUUUAUAUAUCGUCGUGGAAAAAGCAAUCCAUUUGUCACUCAUCUGGCUUACGUGACAAAACAAAAAAACAAACCACAGUGUGCCACAGGGUCAUCAGUGUAUUAUGGGUUUCACCAUAAAAUGCAGCAGCAGGAAUGUACAUGUUUUUGUAGAAAAAGAAAUAUUUUAAACUGAACAUAUUGUAUAUGGAAGUAGAAAAUGUGAAGCUUUCGGGACAGGCCGGAGCUGUCGUCAUCCAUCUCGUACUGCCUUCCGAUACUUUCUACUGCGCUUCGAAAUCUGAUUUGUCUGUUGCUUUUCCUUUUGAGAUUUCUCAGGUUUGUAGUAGAAUUUGUUCGAAGUCUGCUUUUGUAAUGUAGCAUUUCAGUCCGUUUUCACCUUUUAGCCUCUUGUUUUUUUUCUUUCUUUCUUUCUUUCUUUGUCAUUCUUUUGUAAAUUUAUUGUGCCAUAGUUAACUAAUAAUCACUAUGCUAUUUUCAAAACAAAAAACAAAACAAAAAAACAAGCAAAAAAACAGCCGAUGUGUAGGAGAUGCAACAGAAGCUCAAAACACUUGUUAAGAUGUGAAUAGACAUUUUUAAUGUAACAUUUUUAAAAGUAAUGCACCCUUCACAUACACAUUUUUUCCACAUUUUAAAUGAUACAAAUAAGAAUAAAUAAAUAAUUUAAAAA